AUGAACUCCAUACAACCUUUAGUUGAUGAAGUCAAAGAAAAAGCGCUUAAAUCAUGUGAUUCUCUUGAACUUGCAACUUCAACCCUAAUAUCAUUACCACACUUCAUGGCUGAUGGAUUUAACCGUGCAACAGUUGACAGUAUCAAUCUUUCAAUCAAAGGGGCUUCAAAAACAUUGGAUUUUGGAAUUCUUGCUCUCGAAGUUGCCGAAGCUGUAAAAGUUUUACAAGCAUUUUCUACUACACAACUUACAAACAUAAAAACCGGAAUCGAUAAGGAUAUUUCAUCCGUAAAUGCAGCUCUUAACUCAGUUCGAUCAGCUAUUUCUACAGCUGGAUCUCUUUUUGGAAACAUUAAUGUUCCUACCGUUACAAUUCCAUCGGCAGAUGCAUUAAAUUCUUUCCUACUCCCUACAUCAAAUAAUGUAGCAGGACUUGACGCAUUGAGUCAGAACAUUCCAACUAUUGCAGAUAUUGAAACAAAAUUGGAUAAUCUCGUGACCAUUCCUUUUGAACAACUAAGAAAAUUGGUUCAAUCAACAAUGUCAAAUUUAACUUUUAAUCAAACAAUAUUGCCUGUUCCACCUCCAAAUAAUUUAAAAUUUUGUGCUAAUA
Messenger RNA from Racocetra fulgida, 613 nucleotides. Lineage: Eukaryota; Fungi; Glomeromycota; Glomeromycetes; Diversisporales; Gigasporaceae. The record is from the annotation of a GenBank genome assembly.